GAGAGGAAGCACCUGCAGCCGGACAAGAGAUGGUUUCACUUCUGCAUGUGUGUGUGUUUGUAGGAUGUUCAGGAUGAAGGACUGGACCUGGUGGUGUCCCGCAACAUGAACACCAUGCAGCCUGUGGCCAGCCUGCUGCUGGUGGUGAACAGGAUGAAGUCUCUGUCUCUCUGCGGCGGGAAGCUCAGUGGCAGCGAGCUCUGCAGCGCCAUCAUGGAGAGCCUGGUGACAGAGACGAUCGUGAAGACGGCCUUGUGUCCGUCCAGCAGGAGGAGGAGGUUCGUCCGAGUGGACAGUGUGAAGCAGUGCACGCUGUGUGACGUCGAGAAGAAAGACUUGGUGGUCUCUGAUGCUCCAGGAAAGGUUGAGCUGCAGGCCAUCACUCUGAGAGGAGGAAGCUCUGAGAGAAAGGUGGAGAUUAAACUUUCAAAGUACGUCUCUCCGGUCGACUCAGAGGACGAAGUUCUGACCGUCGUCCUGUCCAUCGCCAACAACCUGCACAUCUCCUGCUGCAUGAAGGACGACAGAGCUGUGCUCAACCUGGAGGAAUGCAGUGAGGAGGAUUUGACGAACAUCAGCGACGACAGAAACACGGACCGUUUCCUCUUCUACAAGAGAAACAUGGAGGUGGAUAACUUCACCUUUGAGUCGGUGAAGUGCAGCGGCUGGUUCAUCAGCACCAGCGACCUCGAGCACCAGCCAGUGGAGAUGUGUGAAGUGGACGCCUGCAGAUACACCAGAUUCAAAAUAAACUAAAGUUUACUUUGAAUGUGUCCAGAAUGAUUCAGAUUCACUUUAUGCUAUUUUCAUAUUCGUGCAAAAUUAAUCUAUCUUAUCUUUAAGACAGCGUUGUCACAGGGUAUUGCCUCAUCAGAAUGUAAGACAUGUUUAACCCAUAAGA
Centropristis striata (black sea bass) is the source of this 901-nucleotide messenger RNA. Its product is annotated as interleukin-1 beta-like. Gene Ontology annotation, molecular function: cytokine activity. Bases 106 to 756 code for a protein of 216 amino acids. The record is from RefSeq and is a predicted model, not a curated record. The transcript is spliced from 4 exons. Lineage: Eukaryota; Metazoa; Chordata; Actinopteri; Perciformes; Serranidae. Gene Ontology annotation, biological process: neutrophil activation; macrophage chemotaxis; positive regulation of gene expression.